AUGAAUAAAGGCGCAGUGUGGGCCCCGCGGGGCACCACCUGGCGACUAGCAGAGCGUGGCUUGUUCACUUUCUCAGAGUUUGCCAUGUUGCUUCCUCGGUCCUUGAUACUGGGCCUUGCACUGCUGAGACCUGUCUUUACGAUCUCUAGCGGCAACUGCGUUUCUUUUGACUCCAAGGCCGGAGGAUUCCAGGUCGCAGCCACCGGUAGCGCUCGGGUGCUUGUUGCGCCGGAUGAAUGGCCGGGUGUAGUUCGUGCUGCUGGCGACUUUGCUAAAGACUUGAGCACAGUAACGGGAAAGACACUUACCGUUGUGAACGCGACUUCAUCAACUGCUUCUCAAACUAAAACUCCGAUUAUCGUUGGUACCCUUGGUCACUCGGAUUUGAUCGCAGCAGUGAUCAACUCCACAAAAUUGGAUGUAUCGGCCGUCUCUGGAAAGUGGGAGAGUUAUAUUGCUCAACAAGUGUCCGACCCACUUCCUGGUAUUGACAAAGCGUAUGUUAUCGUCGGAAGCACUAUAUAUGGACUUUACGAGCUGAGCGAGCAGUCGGGUGUGAGCCCCUGGUACUGGUGGGCAGACGUUCCUAUACAAAAACACUCCAAUGUGUACUUUAUCGGCACUUGCGCACAUGGCGAACCGACUGUGAAAUAUCGGGGAAUAUUCAUCAAUGAUGAACAACCAGCCAUCCAGUCUUGGGCACAGGAAAAAUUCACAAAUGGUACAGGCGCACCGUUUAAUCACCUAUUUUACGCAAAUGUGUUUGAAUUACUGUUGAGGCUUAGGGCCAACUAUCUAUGGCCUGCCAUGUGGAGUGGGAUGUUUUACGUAGAUGACGCCGCCAACGGAGCGCUGGCCGAUCACUAUGGAAUUGUGAUGGGCACGUCCCAUCAGGAGCCUAUGGCGAGGUCUACUCCAAAUGAAUGGAACCGAUCGCCUCGUGGGAAGUGGAACUUCACCUCUAACGCAGAGAAUGUGUCCAAGUACUGGGUUGAGGGUGUCCAACGCGUGGUAUCCUAUGAAACCGUAUUUACUCUUGGGAUGCGCGGGGAGGGUGACCUACCUCUCGAGGAAUCGACGAAUAUCAAGAAUCUUGAGACAGUGGUAGACGCUCAGCGCAAGAUUCUCUCCCAGGUCUACAAUACCUCGGAUGCAUCGACUAUUCCACAAAUGUGGUGUCUGUAUAAGGAAGUACAAUCCUACUACGAGGACGGGAUGCGCGUUCCGGAUGAUGUUAUACUACUAUGGGCUGACGACAACUGGGGAAACAUUCGUCGCUUCCCACUCGAAAAUGAGCGUAAUCGCACGGGAGGGGCUGGUGUUUACUACCAUUUUGAUUAUGUUGGCAACCCCCGAGACUACAAGUGGAUCCAGACUACUCAGUUAGAAAAGGUUAACGAGCAAAUGGUCCUUGCAUCAGAUCGUGGCGCGAACUCGAUGUGGAUUGUGAACGUUGGAGACCUAAAGCCGUACGAGAUGGCGAUUGAAUAUUUUAUUGCACUCGGUCGUGACGUUAACCGUUGGCGCGAACGUAGCAUAGGAAAUGACUCAAUCGAGACAUUUGUUACUCAAUGGGCGACUCGCGAGUUCAACCUACCGUCGAAAUCUACGGAAAUUGCAGGGCUAGUACGGAAUAUGACCAGGAUGAAUGCAAGGAGAAAGCACGAGCUUCUAAAUACUACAACCUAUUCCUUGGUCAAUUAUCACGAGGCUGAGAACAUUGUGGCGGCGUGGAAGGAUAUGCUUUCUCGAUCCGAUGCCAUUUAUAAAUCUUUGCCCUCGGGGGCGAAGCCAGCUUAUUUUCAACUCGUGCAUCAUCCAAUUCAGGCAUCGUCUAUCGUACAAGAACUGUACUACACCGUUGGCAGAAACAACUUGUACGCAUCUCAGGCAAGGCUCAGUACAAAUGACCUAGCAGAUCAAGCAGCCAAAAUCUUUGAUAGCGACUGGGAACUUGAAGAUCAAUACCACAAAUUACUCGGUGGCAAAUGGGAUCAUUUCAUGGAUCAGACUCAUCUUGGCUAUUAUUAUUGGCAGCAACCCAUGACGAACACCAUGCCCGCUGUAAAUCGUGUGGCGGCGAAGAAACAGGCGCUUGCUGGACCGAUGCGAGUCACUAUUGAGGGGUCCCUUGGUGCUUGGCCCGGAGACAACAGUAACCAAUGCGAACAAGGAUAUAAUUGCCCUCCUCCAUCGCUUCCUCCUCUGGAUCCUUUUACUCCCAGUAAGACCCGUUAUAUCGACGUCUCCGCUGGUGGGCCAAAUACAUUCUCUUGGACUGCAUCUUCCAACGCAUCCUGGCUUACCAUCACUCCCUCGUCCGGAGCUAUCUCUCCUUCAAAGCCGGAGACGCGACUGUCUAUCUCAGUGGAUUGGUCCAAGCUCGGGAAUUCUGCCGGCUAUGCGGCCAUCUCUCUUAAAUCCGCGGCUUCCAAACAGGUUGGAGGUGCUACUUCUGUGACCGUCAACCUUGUAGCAUACGGACGCUCUCCGGCUUCAGGGUUUAAAGGGUUUGUGGAGGGCGACGGCGGUGUUUCAAUCGAAGCUACCCAUCCGACCAGGAACUCGAGUACCGGAGGAGUGGCGUGGCAAGUCUUGCCUGGAUUAGGAAGGACGAAUGGGGCGGUCACUCCUUAUCCUGUACUUGCUAACAACGGGAAGGCGUUUGCCGCUGGCUCUGGACCUAGUUUGGAAUACGAUUUCUACACGUUCACUACCCCUAAAAACGGAAACAUUACGCUUACCUCAUUCAUUUCUCCCGCGCUUAAUGGAAAUGGAAAUGAUCGACCAGUUGGAUUUGCUGUACAAAUAGACUCGGCUCCCCCACAAUCCAUCUACUAUUCCCCUGUCACGAAUUCGCGGAGUGAUCCUCAAGGAUGGGGAGGUCCUGACGGAUGGGUAGCUAAUGCUAUUACCUAUGCCAAAACGACGCAUGCGGUUUCUCCAGGUGCGCAUACAUUGAAGGUAUGGAUGUUGGAACCGGCAGUAGUUUUGCAGAAGUUCGUGAUAGAUACUGGCGGAGUACGACCAUCUUAUCUUGGUCCCCCUGAAUCCAUUCUAGUAUAG
Messenger RNA from Rhizoctonia solani, 3066 nucleotides. RefSeq names its product glycoside hydrolase family 115 protein. The record is from RefSeq and is a predicted model, not a curated record. The transcript has 26 exons. Lineage: Eukaryota; Fungi; Basidiomycota; Agaricomycetes; Cantharellales; Ceratobasidiaceae. Bases 1 to 3066 code for a protein of 1021 amino acids.